This is a messenger RNA of Culex quinquefasciatus (southern house mosquito), 4230 nucleotides long. It is a transcript of the gene Ppcs, whose product is annotated as phosphopantothenate--cysteine ligase. The transcript is spliced from 3 exons. Gene Ontology annotation, molecular function: phosphopantothenate--cysteine ligase activity. NCBI's taxonomy places the organism in Eukaryota, Metazoa, Arthropoda, Insecta, Diptera, Culicidae. Gene Ontology annotation, biological process: coenzyme A biosynthetic process. The record is from RefSeq and is a predicted model, not a curated record. Gene Ontology annotation, cellular component: cytoplasm; nucleus. Bases 362 to 1324 code for a protein of 320 amino acids.
GCCUCUCUAUGCUCUGUCAGCUGCUGGACCGUGAACAUUACGACAGCAGGAGAAAUUUUUUCCCUCGAGAGUUUUCCCAGCAGUCUGGUCGUCUAUCGUGAAAAAUUGUGCAUUUUCUGGUGAAAAUUUGCGUACAAAUGGCCAUGCAAGGGGCCCACCGAAGCUAAUCGAAACGAGCUUCAUCACAAAAUCAAGGAUUUAUUACGCUGUGUUUUAGUUGUUUCCAGUUGUUGAGUUUUUUGUUUUUCUAUUGCAAUUGUUAACCAUUUUCGUUCCUGCAAGUGCAAACGGUGUCUGUUUUCACAUUCCAUCACUGAGCAAACAAGGGGAAAUAGUUUUACAGAAAAGCGAUUGUUAAAAAAUGAGUUCAUCACAUUGGGAAGACUUUUACGCGACCCACCUGCCGCCAAACUGCUUCGAGGACAACCGAUCGCUGCUGAAGGAGUUUUGCGACAGGCACUUUAAACUCAAGAGCAACAUCGUCCUCAUUACGUCUGGUGGCACAACGGUUCCCUUAGAACAUAACACGGUGCGCUUUGUGGACAACUUUAGCGCCGGCAAUCGUGGUUCUGCGUCGGCCGAGUACUUUCUCGAGCAUGGGUACGCCGUGAUCUUCAUGUACCGUACCAAGUCGUUGGAACCGUUUACGCGGCACUUUAGCGGCCAGCAGUUGCUCGACAUGCUGGAGCUGCACGAGGAGGGCAUGAGCACGACGAUUACCGUCAAGCCAGAUUCGGUGGACGUGUUGGCACCGAUACUGGACAAGUACAAAAACGCCCAGGAGACGAACCGGAUGUUGUACAUUACGUUUACCAGUGUGGUGGACUACAUGUGGUUGCUGCGGGCAGCUUGUGAGUGCUUGGCUGCCUUUGAGAGGAAUGCUGUGCUGUACCUUGCGGCGGCCGUGUCAGACUUUUACGUGCCCCAAGAUGAGAUGCCAACGCACAAGAUCCAGUCCGGUCACGGUGCGCCAACCAUCUCGCUGCAGUUGGUACCGAAAAUGCUGGCUCCGUUGGUCAGCCUCUGGGUUCCACUGGCAUACGUGGUCUCAUUCAAGCUGGAAACCGACGAGGCCAUCCUGAUUGCCAAGUCUCGCGAAAGUCUCAACAAGUACAAGCACAAACUGGUGAUCGCAAACGUACUGCAGACCCGCAAAAACCGCGUGGUUUUCGUGACACCGACCAAGGCGUACGACGUGCUACUUUCGAAGGAGCAAGCCCACAAGGGCCAGGAAAUUGAGGAACAAAUCGUUGCGGACAUUGUAGACCGGCACCAGGAAUUUGUCCGCGAUGGGGAACUGCAUCAGCAGCAACAUCAGCAAUGACCCAUGCGAUCGCCGAGGGCACUCAGCGGACAGCAUCAGCAUUUUCAGCAACAGCAACACCAGCAACAGGUCCAGCACCAGCCGCAGGGGACUGCCGGGUGACGAUGCCGCACUUUUGCAAGGUGCUGAACCCGGGGCGAAAGUACUGAGCUGAGUUCCUGGGCGUACAGAACCGGACUACGGUUCCACGGUAGUUCCUCCGCAUUAAGGAGACAGUUUUUUUUCUGGUUUAUGGUUCUUCUGUCAGAAUUUUGGUAAAAAAAAAUUGCGAUAGGAUGAAACGUUUGUUUAUAGUGAAAGGGGGACAAAACAGUAAAGGUUAACGUAAUUGUCGUCUGGUAACUAUACGAUAUAUAACAUACAUAUAUGUAUUGAUGACUGUGUCUGUGUAGUGUGUAAUCAAUAGUGAAAUGACAACAAUUGGCAACCGAAAAAGGAUAAAAAUUAGUGCACGCUAUUGUAACGUUUAGACAGUGAAGUGAACCUUAACUGAGUGUGUAGUGAAAAUUAAUAUUGAAAUUGUACUACAAAAUAAAACCUUGCUUUAUAAGGUGGCAGUUUAGAGGUGACCCUACAACAAUAGGUAAACGUUCCUCACAUCUUAAAGUUUUGACAUUUUUAUACUUUAACACAAAAUCAUAGACAAACCUCCGACUGUCGAUGUCAUCUGAGAGACAUUGACAUUGGUCUCUCUUUCAUCAGAAGUGCUGAUGAGUAGCCAGCUCCAAACCUUCAUCUACCGUAAAGUAAUGAAAACCACUGUCAAUGUCUCUAAAAACUGGCAACCCAAGCGAGGAAAUUGCAUUUUAACCCCGACAUUAUAAACCCUCACGAAGGCCUCCAAUCGCAACUGAGACUCAAGAACAACACUCCCAUGAAACGCAUCGGUCCAACAGUAGUGAAGCAGACAAAAAAAAAUACGCUAGGCACUUGGCAGCAAGGGAUUCGUAGUGUCAAACAUUUGGAAUAAAUACAAUCUAGUGAUUGCCAAUAGCAGCAAAUAGUCAUUCCGUAAAAGAUGAAAUGCGUAGCUGAAAAGAGCGGGACCUAUUUACAGCUUAAGUUAGACUUUCUUUUGUUCAAGUGCAAUACAGAAACCGUACAGUGUUAAGCCCGUUCCACACAGUCUGCCGGAAAUGAUAAUCAUUUUUACCUUAAAUCCCACUCACGGACUAACGAACGUAAUAGAACAAAAGGAUGUGUUGUUAUAAAAUACAAAUAUAUACUUUCUAAACGAAUGAAGAAAAACUGAAAAUGCUGUGCUUAGUUUAAGUGUUCUUAAGAUGAAAAAUAAAUCGAAAGAAGCUGUGUGCUAAAAAAGUGUUAGCAAAACGAAGAACCUCGUGUAAUCUUUGAAUAGAACCAACAUAAAAAUCAAAACAACCUGAUGUUUCAGUUUCAGACAUAUCAAAAUCAAACAUCGCAUGACCAAUUCGUAAACCGCAAGUUAAAUUUCCACCCAACAAAAACAUAAACGUGUCGUUUUAUGGCCAGUAAUGAAUAUUUUAAUGUGAGCCUGCUCCUGAAAAGUAUCGUACUAAAGAAGAGUAAAUCUUCAGAUAACUUGUAGAAUAGUAAGACAGAAUAUAACAUUUAAAAAAUAAUAUGAAGGAAAAAAUAUCCACCUUGUUAGAGCAGUCCCCUGAAGUAAAAAAAAAAAACAAAAAGUGAACAAAUGUGACGACCAUUUAGAGGCGCUGCAACUGCAACUGUUACAAGAAGGUCCUAUACACCAACAUAGCGAAACUGAUAGGAGAAUAGCGAGCUGUUACUAGAGUUAGCGAAUCUAAGCGAUUUAAACCCCUUAACAAGUGAUGGUUAUUAUUGAAAAAUGUAGAAACAUCUUACGUCUACCCUUGAACAAGCGGAAAAGUAUAAAAUUUUAAAUGUUAGCCCUGUUUGUGGCCAAAAAAGGAAUGCAUUGAAUUUGAUUAGUAAGGUAGCAAAGGGAAAUUUUUCGAAAAAAAAACAUGAAAAAGGAAGAUUUUUAGCUUUUAACGCGACUACCAAGUUGUUACACAUGCGAUGGAAUUAUCUAAUUUUUUGCUAGACGUUUUUAAACAAAUUUUUGGCAUUUGUAAAAAGUACAGUCCAUAGAUUUGACUUUCACUUUUGGGGCAAUGACUGUCAAUGAUGGUUCUGAAUUCAGGGUCCAGAAAUAGUAAAUUGAAAUGAAAAAAUAAUCUAUAUGUGUAAAAUGCUUCUACAAACAACACCUUGAAAAACAUUUUUUGAUUGGUGCAUUCUGAUUCUUGCCUUGGAUGUUUUUUUUUUCUAAAGCAAACAUAGUCGCCAAACAUGGCCGCCAAAUGGCCGAUCGGGAAUGAUGCCUUUCAGAGCCUUAGAUAUUUCGCGCAUAAGAGAAGAGCAGCGAACUCAGUUGAAAAUUUCUCCGUAAGUAUUUUUAAUUUCGGUUCUAAACUGGUAAUUUUUUGGUAAUCGUAACAUCUGGGCAUUCAAGAAGGGCAACCUAUAUUCGUCCAUGUUAAACAGCUGGUUUGGAAAUAAAUAGGUCAGUAUAUUGAAAAGAUUCGAUGAUUUUAAUGGAUUUGCAUACAGUGACAGUGGAAUUUACUUAGAUGAUAUUCUCAAUAAAAUAAAGCGAAUGAAAAUCCAAUAGUUCUCCAUUGAUAGAGCGGUAAAAAAAACCUUUAAGGUACGGUAAGCGUGCGCUUUAGACAAAAGUUAGGUGAAAUAGUAAGCUAUAAUAUGGAACAAUAUACAUACCACACAAACACAACUAUUCAACAUGUAUUUGGAGUUGGAAAAGAAGCAGAAAAAUGUGUAUUAACUAUUAAAGGUCCCUUUCAGUAGGAAAGGCUAUAACAUUACACUGGGAAUGGAAAAUCGUCUAUGUAAACACAAACAGAUAGAAAUAUUAUGAAUAAAACUUAGUGAAAGCUAAA